Punica granatum (pomegranate) is the source of this 1596-nucleotide messenger RNA. Lineage: Eukaryota; Viridiplantae; Streptophyta; Magnoliopsida; Myrtales; Lythraceae. The record is from RefSeq and is a predicted model, not a curated record.
AUGAGUUCAGAAAAUAAUUUGGAGGUGAACUUGGAAUCCUCUAGGAAGGAAAAAUCCAUGGCCACGAUAAACGAAGAUGAUGAUGUAGUGGAGCUUGAUGCAGAUGAGAUUCAAGACACUUCAACAGGAACUCAGGCAGGGGCAUCGAAAGGCAAGCGAAAAAGAAGGUUGACAUCACCUGUUUGGCAAUUCUUUGAGAAGUUGGCAGAAAAGUCGAUUGAUGGUGAGAGCUGUUGUAAGUGCAAGAAGUGUGGCUCUAUUUUUAUUUGUAAUAGUCAAUAUGGGACGGGAAAUUUGAAAAAGCAUAGUGAAAGAUGCAUUCGUAAGGACACACGAGAUGUUGGUCAGCUGCUGGUGAAUCAUGAUAUGUCUUUGAGAAAUGCUAUAUUUGAUCCUGAACGUUUUCGUGAGUUAUUGAUUGCUGCCAUUAUUAUGCACGAUCUGCCUCUUGCCUUUGUGGAGUAUACUGCGAUUAGAUCUGUAUUCGCAUAUUUGCGCGAGAGUGUGCCUGUUAUAUCUCGAAAUACUGCAAGGGCUGAUGUGUUGAAAGUUUAUAAAAAAGAGAAGUCACGGGUUAAGAGCUUGCUUGAGAAAGCUAGUGGUAGAAUUUGUUUGACAUCUGAUUUGUGGACCUCUAUUGCUACUGAUGGGUAUCUCUCUUUGACCGCACAUUUUAUUGAUAAAAAUUGGAGUUUGCAAAAGAGGAUUCUGAAUUUCUCCCCGAUGCCACCUCCACAUACUGGUGUGGCAUUAAGCAAUAAGAUUACCUCUUUGUUGGCUGAGUGGGCCAAAGGUGAAUUCUUUCAUCAACGAUGUUGUGCGCAUAUCAUUAAUUUGAUUGUGCAAGAUGGACUGAAAGAGAUUGAUGUUGCGAAAGGCUUGAGGCAAGAUGUCCCUACUCGUUGGAAUUCAACAUUUCUUAUGCUUGACAGUGCAUUCUAUUAUCAUCGUGCAUUUUGCCACCUAGAGUUAAGUGAUUCCAAUUAUACGAAUUGUCCUACCUCACUGGAGUGGCAGAAGAUUGAGAAGAUAAAGAAAUUCUUGGGGGUUUUCUUUGAGAUUACGAACUUGUUUUCUGGAAGUAAGUAUCCAACCGCAAAUCUAUACUUUCCUUCUACUUUCAAAGCAUAUGUGUUGCUCAAGGAGUAUAGUGAUGGGACAGAUGAAGAUCUGAGAGCAAUGUCGUUAAGGAUGCUUAUGAAAUUUGAAAAGUACUGGUCUGAAUUUUCAGUGAUUUUAUCGAUUGCGGUGAUAUUGGACCUCAGGUAUAAACUUGAGUUUGUGGAUUGGAGUUACAGAAAGUUAUAUGGUAGUCAAUCUUCAGAAUUUCAAACUAUUCGGGACAAAUUAUUCUCAUUUUAUGAAGAAUAUACAGCACGUCAGAAGGUGGAUCUAUCAUCUGCAUCAAAAGAGAAGGUGGUGCCGGAUCAUCAAGAGUCCGAGACCGUGGAUAUGCUGGAGGAGUUCGAUGAUUAUGCUGAUAAUGUGUAUUCAGCAUCUUCAAAAAAGUCUAACCUAGAAAAGUACUUAGAUGAGACAAGGAGCCAUAGAAAGACGGACUUGGACAUUCUUGAGUAUUGGAAAAUUAACUCCUAA